UUGCCAAUCGCAGCUGUGUGUUUUUCAUGAUAACACACACCCUCUAAUGUGCUGCUGUUUAAAGGAAUGGAGACAGCGUUAUGAGCAUUGUGGUAAACUUCAUGACUUUAUUAACUCUGCUUGUAGCAGGAUAGCUGGAGGAGAGAUUUUGUUGAUAUUUUCUAUACACAGUGACAGAAGAUAAUAAUGGAAAGAGAGCGAUACACAGAUAAUGUAUAUGCAUAUGCAUUAUACAAAACUCUUGCAAAAGUUGAUUCUCCAUUGACUGUAGGCUUAUACUCAUCAUGUACCAGCAGGAUUAAAAUGAUUCUUACAAGCAUUGAAGGUCACAUGAAUGAUGAGGCAAAGAGAAAAGAGCAGAACAGAAGCAGGUUCUCUAUUGGGAACCUGAUUUCACUAAUAUUUCGUCUCCUUUUCUAUCGACCCGUGUGGACAGAAAAAAAAGAGAGAAAGAAAUGCAAUCGCUAUGUGUUUGUAAGGUUUAGUGCUUGGCACUUUGCAGGCAGUGACAUGCUCUGGGCUGGCUUGGUGAUGCAGUUGUGCCAAGCUCUUCAGGACAAUUUUGGCAAGCUUCAGCUCAGCCUCUUCCGAAUAGCUCAGUAUGACGAAGAAAAGUAUGGUAUGGAAAAAAAGAUUGAAAACAGCUCCAAAGACUGGAGGUCAAAGAAGGUCUGCUGCUGCCCACUGUGGGUCUGUGUCCUGAUGACAUUGAUGGUUUGCCUCUUUAUUUUGGUACCAAUCAUUAUUUUUUCAUUUCCUGAAGUAAAGCCUCAAGGAGAUGGAGAGAACAACAAAGAGUAUGGAGUGUUGGAGGGGUUUAUCAUUGCAAUGUUAGGAGUCCCUGCAGUUGGAGCUGCGAGAUUUAUUUUCAUGCUGACGAAGAACCUAAUCUUUAGUCAGGAUGUUAAUGUCAGAAAUGCCUUGGACAACAAGAAGGUCAGUGAGCAGUUAGGCUUAAUGCAUGAAGUUCGGAAGGAGAUGAGGCUAUUGUCAUGCUUUAUUCACUUCAUGGAGAUUUUUGAGAGGCAAAAGAUAAAAGUGGUGCUGGAAAUCACCAAUUUGGACCGCUGCACACCAGCAAAAAUUGUUGGGGUCUUGGAUGCCAUCAACAUACUUCUUUCUGAUGAGGAAAGCCCCUUCAUUUCUCUACUUGCAAUUGACCCAGAGGUUCUUACCCAAAAAAUAGAUCAGGCAAAGGAUUGCUUUAGUAAAAAGGACAGAGCUUAUGGCUUCCUGGACCGCAUAAUCACACUGCCCUUCACAGUGCCACCUUUAUGCGAGGUAUCAAAGCGCAAUGUCUUCAAAAAAAUAUUAUUGGAUCAGUCUGAAAGGCCUUCUGACACCCGAAGAGAUGAGGUUGAGAGUUUAUGUAGCAUAAAGACCUAUGUUUCUUUAGAAGAUGUCCCUUUGAAUGAGAGCAAUCUGAAUGAUGAGGGCCAAGACACUUCCCUGGGAGCAAGCAAGACCACAUCCUAUAUAUUUAAUGAGAAAAAAGUGGAAGAUUUAAUUCAAGAAGCAUUCGAAAGCAUAUACUUACGUGACAAAAGUAGGCUAUACACUUUUAUCUCUGAAAAUACUGUGUCUAUGAGGAGGGUCACCAAUUCUAUCAGGGUGUCCAUGAUGGUCAUUAAUGGUCAUAAUGUUGAGGUUUCCCCACCUGAAAGAGUUGCUGCUUGGGUUGUGCUGGUAGACCGCUGGCCUUGUAGACUAAGUUGGAUACUUCAAUGUAUGGAAGAUGAACAUCAGAAUCUGCAGACUCAUCAAACCAUGGUUGUCUGUGAUCAUAGCAGGACUCUAUGGGAUGUGUUCGAUGAGAAUAGGAUAGAGCUCCACAUAAUUAGGGAGGAGGUGGAGAAGUUCCUGGAAAGAGAUGAUGAUCCUGAGCUGUUUGAAAGAUUUCUCAAAAAGGACUACAAAUUCACAGUCCCUGAGGCAUAUCAACUUAAAGAAUAUACAGUUAACCUGGACUAUUCUAUCAAGAAUGAGUUGGCAAGGAUCAGACAAAUCAGCACUUUGAGAACAAUAGGAAAAUAUACGUUCAACAGUUUGUCUCCAAACGCUGUCCUCAAAAUGUCUGUGGAAGAUGUUUGCAAUGAACUAUCCAGGCUGAAGCUCCCUGAAACAUAUGCUGAGAUUGUAAAGCAAAAUGAUAUAAAUGGACAGACACUGGUUCUUAGUGACCCAGCUGAUCUGAGACAGGUAAUGCAAAUGACUCUUGGUGAAUGGACAGCUUUUAGGAUUCACUUUCUUGGAGUCAUGUCAUGUUAUCAUCCGAGUAAAGCUAUGUCAGCACCAGCUAUCUCAAAUCCUAAUGCGAUUUGCCCAUCUAGUAUGUCUAGUAGGAGCCAUAUGCAUCAUAUUUAAUAUUGCUCCUACACUGGUCAUUAUCGUUAAACAAAGAAUUCUGGAUUUUGUAGAAAUCCAGUGAUUUAAAAUUUUGUCUAAAUUGUAUGAUAAAUAAAUAAAAUGUCAUAGCGUGAAAAUAAUCAGAAGAGAUUUUAAUCACUUUGCUUAUGGUAAAUAAUGGUGGCUCACCUUUUUGCACUGUGAUGUUGCAACCUUAGCAGGCCAAUGUGUCAUUUCCUUGAUGGGAAAACUAUUGUGCUUCUAACCCUCUUGCUAUCAAAAUGUCAGCAUAAUAUAAUGUUUGACUUGUUUAACAUUUUAGGCAACUACAUUAAGUGGAGAAAACUUAAACAUGCAUGGUGUGCAAAUAAAAAUAUUUCCAUGAUGUAAAUUAUUUUUUACUGAUUCACGUUGCUUCACUGUAUUUCUAAGCACUGCAGCACUGACUAUUGUCAGGGGUACUUAAGGCACCGCCAUGAUUUUUUUUUAAAACUGACAUUACAGUGGUGGAGAUCAACUAUUAUUGUUGUUAUUAUAUAAGUUGUUAUAUUUGUUAUACGAUCCACUCCAAUUAUUGGCACCUUUCAUGAAAAUGAGCAAAAAUGGAUAUAAAAUUAAUCAUGCAUGCAAUAAGUGAUAUUUCAGUUUAAACAUAUGGCGACCUGAUAGCUUUAUUUUAACAAGGACUUGAAGUUUGUACAUUAUGCAAAAGUUUGGCACCCAGGCACCCGUCGUCAUAUGGUGGUCCAUGGAAUUUUUUUUUUCUGCCUCUUCUGGUGGGAGUUUGAGAACUCCUGGACUAGAGAAUGUGAAGUAUUAUUCCCUGUGCCAUUCACAGUUAAUUCAGCAAAAUCAGCUCAGUUUGAAGUGCAGAAAUUAUCUUGCAUUUCUGCUCAAUUUUGCUCGAUUUUGCUCAAAUACCUAUAAUGCACAGCAUGGUGUGUGCAUAGUCCAUGCAUCCAUGUGCUAAAAUGUCUAGGUAAUUAUUGUCAUGCUGACACAGGCAUAAGGAUUUUGUUAAUAUCGACAUGUUGUUAUGUUGAUUGGGCACAAGUCCUUGCAUUAUUUUGGAUUUUUAUUUAUUUAUUUUUUUGGAUUGUUGACCUUCAAAAUAAAAUUGUAUCCAAGUCUCCACAUUUAUUACACUACCACUAAAAUUUUGACCUAAAAUCUAAUGAUAGAGAGAAGAGAAAUAUGUUUCCUGUAAAUCUUGUCAGUCAGCUGGUUAUUGCUCCCCUAAAAAUUGAUCUGAAAUCAAUAUGUACUACAAAAACAUCACUGUUACACUGCACAAACUUGGUACUUAAAGGAAAUAAGAGGAGAUGAUUUGAUUGUUACCACCUGCAUCAUGUAUCAUGUUAGCACCAAAAUCGGCACAGGACUACACUAUCCAUCAGCCCCUGAACAUCACAUGACUUCAUGUUUUGGUUUUCACAUGAUUUGGAAUCUUCAUGAUAUAUGUCAGGAUAUGUAUAUAUAUAUAUAUAUAUAUAUAUAUAUAUAUAUAUAUAUAUGUGUGUGUGUGUGUGUGUGUAUGUAUAUCUCUUAUGAUGCAGAUUGUAUGACUUGUUCUUGUGUAUAUGCUAUGAUCAUGAAAAUAGAGCCCAUAAUUAUAUGGCUUCUGUAAUUUGUGAUACCAUAUUACAAAACUAGCCACUGUUAAAUACUUUAGGUUUUGCAGUUUAAAAUGCUUGAUAUUCCGGAUAAAUAUUUCUAAACAUGUACUGUGUUCAUAGUGUUAGGCAAACCUGGCAGAAAUUUAGUUAUGAAUCAGAUAAUCAGAGUAAAAUUUCUGUAACAAUGUGUAACUGUGAGA
This is a messenger RNA of Pangasianodon hypophthalmus (striped catfish), 4162 nucleotides long. It is a transcript of the gene nkpd1, whose product is annotated as NTPase, KAP family P-loop domain containing 1. The record is from RefSeq and is a predicted model, not a curated record. The transcript is spliced from 5 exons. Bases 187 to 2364 code for a protein of 725 amino acids. Lineage: Eukaryota; Metazoa; Chordata; Actinopteri; Siluriformes; Pangasiidae.